AUGAUCUUGAGAAGAGACGGCUGGCGUAGGGAUUACCGACAACCUACAGCUAGCCUGGGACAGAUCCGAUGGCUGUAUUCUCCUACAUUUGGACAAUAUCUCGGCAACCGGCUACACAAAACACCUGGACGGAGUCUUGUAUCGGACUCUAAUAAUAUCGGAGGACAUUUACCAUUUCUAAAUUACACGCAAGGUUACCCUACGACUAGGGUUCCCUCAGAAGAUUAUCUAUAUCACGAACUGGGUUUUGUGACAACUGACAAUGGGACUCCUUGGUCACCAUCGCAUCACGGAGAUCUGGGUGACAGGCACCUCGCCACUACGGCAGAAUCGAAGGGGCUCCCGAUCCUAUUGACUCCAUUCUGGGCUAUCCACUGCCCUUCCACUGUCUCCCAUCUUACGGACAACCCACAAGAUACCAUUGGAGACUUUGGCGGCUCACGUUCCACGACAGGACUUUUCGUAUGCCGCGAGGCGUCAUACACCCCAGAACCAGUAUCGGAAUACACUCGGUUAUGGGUCUUAGUUUUGGUUCUCUCUAUUCCUACAGGUUUGACCUAUGGAUUUGGAUACUCACUCCAACUAACCCUCGAAGAAUCUCACAAUCGAGACAGCCUCUCUCUCUCCCUUUGUAUACUAUACCUUUCACACCAGUUAUGGCCACCACGUUACCGGGUGGGCACGUUGACCAUUGCUCAUAUGGUUGCGGAGAUUGAUUGGUUAUCGGUCAUUCGGGUCAUGGAUGCAUCUCAGACAUCCAAACGCAUCUUCCUUCGCCGAUGUUCAUUGGCCGGGUCACAAGAAGAGACUUUUAGGGUGUUCUACUUCCUCUGAUUCUUCACACAUCCUGUGUUAUUCCAUAGCGUUAAAAAUGCAAAAUACGAAGCCUCCUAUCCUGUUAUAAAAUUGUAGAUUAUGCUAGCACAGUGUACCUAUAAUCUUAAUUUUAUUAAGGACAGGAGGCGAGUAUUUUCCCACCCUGCUUUUUCCCUACCUAUUUAUUAUUCAUUGGGUUGUACUUCAAUAAAAUAUUUGAAUUCAGGGUGUGUGGUUAUCUCUCUAUUACGUGGUUUAUUGCAUAUCACAUCUUGAAAUUACGACUGCUAUCUGUUAUGAUUUCCUAAUACAUUUCAAUUUGACUAUAUUAAUGUCUCUAUUAUAGCUACCUAUUUCGGUUAAAAAAUUCUUGUCUCAUCUGAUAAAUUCCUUUUACGUAAAGUACUACGGAAUAAACUGGCGUUUUAUAAACAGUAAUAUUGUUUAUGCUAAUAAUGAGGACAAACAGUUAAUUUCCAAAUCCCUUUCACGUCUUUUGUUUCUUUUCAGUUUGAUUCUUCUUCAUGGAUCAAUACAUGGGAUCGUCUUCACACUCUAUGACAAUCUUCCAGUCGAGAUUCGGAUCAUUUACAGCCUGAUUCUUCGUCGUUAUCAUUAUUUAUUGUAAUAGUAGGAUAUGUUUAUGAUUAUCUCGCACCAAAGAAAGAGGAAAUGAUGCAAGAGGAAGGGCCUUUUAUACCCUAUGGCAAUGUUUUUUUGUUGUUGGUUUUUUUCACUAAACUUUAUUGUUAAACCUAUGCUGCUGGAGUUUUAGUAAAGAAAGAUUAUGCAAAAUACUCGCCUCCUGUCCUUAAUAAAAUUAAGAUUAUAGGUACACUGCGCUAGCAUAAUCUACAAUUUUACAUGUAGGCAGGUUUUUAUGAUUUUUUCAUACACAGCAAAACAAGGCCAUUACUAUCCCAAACAAUUCAUCCUAUCAUAAUUCUUGCAGAAUUAGAGUCCAUGCAGCCAUGCAUGUUUUACUCACUGCUCCUGCGGCAAUUUUAAAUCUACAAUAUGUCAGGUAGAUAAGUAUAGUGCCACUGUCACUAACCCAAUGGGUCCCAAUAACUGUCAGUAACCCAAUGGGUCCCAAUAACUGUCAGUAACCCAAUGGGAGGGGAGGCCAUAGAACUUAACACGUGCCCAUCUCGGCUGGACGUCCAGGCCAUGCCUCCAGGUUAUAUGGCAGAUACAUAUCAAGGUAAAUGAAUUUUCCCAAGUUGUUCCGCAAGACAAACCGUUUUUCUAUGUGUUUCAGUUUUUUGAUUGUAAUACGUAUAGAUUUAUUGGCUUCUGUUUAUCUUACCCCAUAGAUGUGUUGGAGCUACUAUCCGAAGAUUAA
Molecule: messenger RNA, 2161 nt
Organism: Pelobates cultripes (western spadefoot toad)
Lineage: Eukaryota; Metazoa; Chordata; Amphibia; Anura; Pelobatidae
Source: the annotation of a GenBank genome assembly